UGAGAAAGCGAGUGGAGGGAGAGAGAGAGAGAGAGAGAGAGAGAGAGAGAGAGAGAAGCUCACUUUUUCUCUCUCCAAUUUCGCUCCUAAAAAGCAAAUUUCAACGGCAAAGGGGGAACUGACUCGGCUCCGCCUAUAAUGGAGGAGGAGACGACGGCGACGACGACACAAUGCCGCCGCCAAGUCGGAGCUCCGAAACCGCUGAGGUUUUCAGGCAAAUGCCGCCUCCUGAUCUUCUUCUCCUUUUCCGUUACAUGGACCUUGGCCGGAGCUUUCGAUUACGCCGACGCUCUCUCCAAGAGCCUCCUCUACUUCGAGUCUCAGCGAUCGGGGAGACUGCCGUACAACCAGCGCGUCACCUGGCGAGACCAUUCCGGCCUCACCGACGGCCUGGAGCAAGGAGUGGAUUUGGUCGGAGGAUAUUACGACGCCGGCGAUCACGUGAAGUUCGGCCUCCCAAUGGCCUUCACCGUAACGAUGCUAUCGUGGAGUGUGAUCGAGUACCGCCGAGAAAUUGAAGCAGCCGGCGAAUUGGAGCACGCUCUCGAAGCCAUUAAAUGGGGGACCGAUUACUUCAUCAAAGCCCACACUAGCCCUAAUGUGCUGUGGGCAGAGGUGGGAGACGGAGACACGGACCACUACUGCUGGCAGAGGCCGGAGGACAUGACGACGUCGCGGCAAGCGUACAAAAUCGACGAGAGCAGCCCGGGGUCAGAUCUCGCGGGAGAGACGGCGGCAGCGAUGGCGGCGGCCUCGAUUGUGUUCAGGAAAACGAACCGGCAUUACUCGCACCUGCUCCUCCACCACGCGCAGCAGUUGUUCGAGUUCGGGGAGAAGUUCAGAGGGAAAUAUGACGGAAGCGUGGGGAUAGUGAAGAACUACUACGCGUCGGUGAGUGGGUAUAAGGACGAGCUGCUGUGGGGUGCGCUGUGGCUGUAUGAGGCCACCGACAAUGAGCAGUAUUUGGAGUACGUUGUUAAGAAGGCUCACUGCUUCGGUGGCAUUGGCUGGGCCAUUUCCGAGUUCAGCUGGGACGUCAAGUACGCUGGCGUCCAACUCAUCGCUUCCAAGGUUCUUAUGGAAGGGAGGCAUAAAAAUGGGGAUGAAGCUAAAAUCCUGAAGCAGUACCAAUCAAAAGCAGAGUACUACCUGUGCACAAUCCUCAACAAGAACAACGGCAGCAACGUGGAGCGAACUCCGGCGGGGCUAUUAUUCGUCCGCCAAUGGAACAACAUGCAAUACGUCUCCACGGCGUCGUUUCUUCUCACCGUCUACUCCGACUACCUCCGCCGGUCAAACCACCGCCUCAAUUGCCCCGGCGGGACGAUUGGGUGCACGCAGGGCUACGACAACUGGUACGGACGCCAGGAUCCGAACCCGAACGUCCUCGUCGGGGCGGUGGUCGGCGGUCCCGAUUGCGAAGAUAAUUUUGCAGAUGAGAGAGGGAAUUAUAUGCAGACCGAGGCCUGCACAUACAAUACGGCGCCGUUGGUCGGCGUUUUUGCCAAAUUGUCGCAGUUAGAUGAUUCGGAGUCGGAUCCGGGUCAAACCCAAGACCCGCUCCUACAUGCUUCCUAUUGAAACAACAGGUAACACAAAAAAUAUAUAUAUAUAUAAAUAUGUGUUUAUAAAUGUGUGUGGGAUGGGAUUUAAUUUUCUCUGAAAAUGAAAAAGGAAGAAAGGAAAAAGAGAGAGAAUGUUAUUGGGUGGCUAAAUCUAAGGAGACGUAGCCCCAGCUUUUGUGUAGCUUUCAUUUAUUUGAUAUAAUUUAUACACUAAAGGUAAAGUUCACAUCUCGUGGCUUUAUUUCCCUCUUCCAUCCUCUCUCUUAUUCUUCUUAUAUAUUUGAAUAAUAUCUUCAUUUAUUCCU
Momordica charantia (bitter melon) is the source of this 1870-nucleotide messenger RNA. RefSeq names its product glycosyl hydrolase 9B8 (gene GH9B8). Gene Ontology annotation, biological process: carbohydrate metabolic process. The record is from RefSeq and is a predicted model, not a curated record. Lineage: Eukaryota; Viridiplantae; Streptophyta; Magnoliopsida; Cucurbitales; Cucurbitaceae. Gene Ontology annotation, molecular function: hydrolase activity, hydrolyzing O-glycosyl compounds.